AUACAUUUAUGACUUCUACAUACACACAUCAAACCACAAAUUUUUUUCCCUCAUCCCCCCACCCCCCUAAAAUCCUCUCAAUUUCCAAACAUGUUUGAUCCAAGAAACCAAAAACCCAUUGAUCAUAUACACAUUCUUGAUCCAGUUACACCCUCAGAUUACACUUGUAACAACAAUAGUCCAAAAAAUGAUGUUGGAGGCCUAGAAAUGUCACAACAACAUGUUGAUGAUUCUGGUAUUUCUUCACCACCCUUGUGGAAAAAUAGGCCAUCAACAAGCCCUGAUCACCCCUUUCAUAAUUCGACGAAUCAUCGAUCAAUUUCACCUAGCUCUAGAGCGCUAGCUAUAGCUAAAGGUCAAUGGGAACUAAUGGAAAUGAUCAAGAACAUGCCUGAAUCAUGUUAUGAGUUGUCACUCAAGGAUCUUGUUGAAAAAAAUUCAAUCUUGGAAUCAAAUCAAGAAGAAUGUUUGAUCAAUAAAGAAGAGGAAAAUUUCAGUACUAGCCAAGAACAAGUUGUGGUGCAAAGGGUGAAAAGUGGUAAAAAGAAGGGGAAAAUGAUUAGAAAUGAAAGUUUUGAAGAAAAGGGGUCUUUUUUGAAGAUGUUUUUUCCAAUUCCACCAAAAACAAUUAGUACUAAAGUUUCACCAAAGCCAGUUGAAGGUUCAAAAAGCUUGGAGAAAGAUUGGUGGAAGAAGAGAUUUUCUUGUUCAAGUGAGAGUGAUAGUAGCAAAACAGGAAGUAGUAAUAGUGAAAGCAGUGGUAGUAAUGAUAGCACAACAAGUACUCAAAGGAAAAAGAAAGGAUUUUUAACCAAUUUCUGGUCAAGAUCAUGUUUUAGUAAAAGCAAAUCAGCAGAGUGAAGACAAAUUAAAUAUUGCCUCUCUUGUUUGGUUAUGAAUCCUGUAAAGCAUUUAUACUUACAAGACUCACAGAUGAUAAAAAAAAAAAAGUAUAUCCUGUAAAGAUCUUUGAUAAAUAAAGAUCAGUCAGAGGGUGUUUCUUGAGUUUUUGUUGCAAAGUUUAUUAGAGUUUUCCCCUUUGAAACGGGAGCGGUUACGUCUAAAUACCUUUUCUUAUUUUCGACAUAUUAUGGUAUCCUGAAAUUGGUAGAAGCAAAUCGUGUUUGUCUAAGAAAAUUCUAUUAGGAUCUGAUCUAUUUACUCGGCAAUUCAUCAA
Solanum lycopersicum (tomato) is the source of this 1177-nucleotide messenger RNA. RefSeq lists its product as uncharacterized. The record is from RefSeq and is a predicted model, not a curated record. NCBI's taxonomy places the organism in Eukaryota, Viridiplantae, Streptophyta, Magnoliopsida, Solanales, Solanaceae.